Messenger RNA from Xenopus laevis (African clawed frog), 2685 nucleotides. It is a transcript of the gene dock2.S, whose product is annotated as protein INSYN2B. Bases 936 to 2486 code for a protein of 516 amino acids. Lineage: Eukaryota; Metazoa; Chordata; Amphibia; Anura; Pipidae. The transcript has 4 exons. The record is from RefSeq and is a predicted model, not a curated record.
AUGGAGGACGCUGCUCAGUUUGCAAGCUUUUUAUUAUUUAUUCCUAUGUGAGCACAAGCGGCAGACUUCUUGCAUGCAAACAGAGAUUUCUUCUGAGAUAAAGGACUUACUGUGCCAUUUUUAUUUUCGGGAAUCGCAUUUAGUUGUUAAUCAAAGCUUUGCUGAGAAGAUAGAUCUGUUCUGCAGGUAAUAAUCGUACAUCUCUCAGACAAUGUUUUCUGGGCUACAGUUAAUGUGUGGAACACGAGAACAAACUCUCUGCUGAUAUAUCUGAACAGUUUACAAACCAAUACAAGUCGUAAAGCAAUCCAGAGCAGUUACAAACAAAGAUUAAUGCAACUUUGCUGGCUUUAGUUCAUCAUUAAAAGGAAGAAAUUAUGCCAGCUACUAAAUUUGCGCAGUCUACUAACGGAUAUAUUUUUGAAGGCACAGUUUUUUUCCAAGAAAUUAAUGUUUUUGCACUUAUUAAUAAUGCCGCAAAGAAGAAGGAAGAAGUAUUUAAAUGGCUGUAACGGCAAGACUUAGCAGAAAUAACUCACAGUGAAAUGUUGCUAUGUACUAUAGAAAGUGCUAUUUAAAAAUAAAGUCGGUGACAAUUUAGCUCUCAGUGACAGUAAUCUCUAUAUUACUCAUAUUUAUUCAAUAUUUAAUUACAUGUAUAACAUCAACACUCAUCAAAUGUGAAAGAAAAACACCAAAGUAGAGUCACUUUUCUAUAAACACCAUAACUUUGUACAGAUGAAACUACAUCUUAUUUGUUGAUGAAACUUACGCCCAAAGAGUAGAUUAUAUGAGAAAAACAAAAACAUUGCAAGGGUUUGUUUGGAAAUAUCGAAGAAAAUAAGGCUCUAAAAUGAGCCCCUCAACAAAGCAUUUUAUGGACUUGGUUAAUUCAUGGCUUUGUUCUCAGAUACAUUUUUAAUUGAUCCACUGGAAUGGGUCACAAAGAAACAAAUUGUCUAGCCAACGAGCCCUACGACUCAAUGGAACAGAAACCACUGAGGGUGCGGCCUGCACUGCUGAAAAGAAAAAGUCUUGACUCUGCCGACUCUAUAAAGCCAUCUAAUUACAGGAGAAACAAGUCUCAGCAAGUACGCUUUAAGGAAGACAGCACAAGCACUACGUCUCUAGGUAGUACCCCUCUAAUAACAGAGCCCAGUAAAAACACUCUGCUAUUAAAUGGAAGGGAAGAAAGGUGCCACAACAAAUCAAUGUGUUUGCUGCCCAAUCCAGAAUCUCAAUGUGGACCUCAAAAUAUUGCUAUACAGACUUCCCCAAGCCUGAGAAAACAUUUCCCAAGUUUUAAGACGAAAAAACUUAUAGUUAGCAACCCAUUAAAACAAUUAGCUACAGAGCCAAACUGUUUCCUGAGUAAUGGAGAUCUUUCAGAAGAAGAGGUGACAUCUCAGCUUUCCCAUUUAAGAACAGCCGGCCAAUUAGAUGAUGGUUUCAAACAAGUGAAUAGACAUGGCUCUGUUAAACAAAAAUUUUCCAAAGCACAAAGCAAUGGACCUAUCAAUGAAGGCUCAGAAUUGGAAUUUGAUGAAACGUUUGAGAAAGUCCCAGCCUUCACGUUAAUACCUGAUUAUAAGACUGAAAGCACUUUCAAGGUUUAUGGAAAUGCAUAUUCAGAAAGUUCUCAUGAAAAUACUUCACCAACGUUGUAUGUCACACCAGCAAAACAAAGUAUACUCAAACACCAACCUGGCUUUUCGCAUUCAAAGCAAAUUGAAAAUGAAAAAUCACCCCCAUCAUUGAAAACACAUAUUGACUUGAAUAGAACAUCUUUAACACCUUCUUUAAAUAGCAAUGUCUGUUAUCAUCUUCACUCAGAGCACCAGCCAUUAGAAAACUCCACUAAAAGUUCAGAAAGUGUACCCCAAGUCAGUAAUAAUCAAGUAUUUGUAACAUUUGGGAACAACAGUGAAAUACAAACUAAUGCAGAAACGGCUGUAGCCACAGAGACAAAUACAAUUCAUUUGGAUUCUUCACAGCCUUGUAGUAGCAUACAAAGUACCUCAUGCUCUCCAAAGACCGAAGUACAAUGUGAUACUAAUAAGGAAAACAAAGAAGGAGACCCAAGCCAUAAGGCACAUGGUGAAUUGUGCUCCUUACAAGAUAAACUGCAGACAAAAGAAGAAUCCUUGCACUCAAACCAAGAGAAGAUUAAGAUCCUUUUGAAUGUAAUUCAAGAUCUGGAAAAGGCCAGAGCUCUCAAUGAAGGACGCCACUUCUACCGAACUGGACAAGAUCUAAACAAUUGCAGCACUUGCCAGAGCACAGCUUGCGUUAUUUACAGUGUAGAAUAUGACUUCAGGCAACAAGAAGGCCGAUUCCUCCAAGUUUUGAAAAUGCUGGAGCAAGUGGAACGAAGCCCUGUCCUGCCUCCUGUACAGAAACCUGAUCCUGAUAACGCCAUUCCCGAAAAACAAGACUUAAGGAAAAAGGCAAAGAAAGUGAAAAAGAAGUGUUUUUGGUGGAUUUAAUAUACAAUAGAUGAACUCGAAAAUCCAAAGCUGCAGGCCUGAUCUCUUUGUGGUAUAAACUGUAAGCCAGUUAUUUGUUUUUCACAUUUGCUCACCAAAAUAGAUUUCCCUACAGGAAGAACCUGUUAUAAAAAGUGGAGCAUAUACAUUUUUUUUGUCUGUUUAAUAAACAACAUGUAAAUAAAGUAUUUACACAUUU